This is a messenger RNA of Salvelinus sp. IW2-2015, 1051 nucleotides long. RefSeq names its product sorting nexin 15 (gene snx15). Gene Ontology annotation, molecular function: phosphatidylinositol binding. Lineage: Eukaryota; Metazoa; Chordata; Actinopteri; Salmoniformes; Salmonidae. The record is from RefSeq and is a predicted model, not a curated record.
CAACACAAGAGUAUACAUCUGUACUCCACACUGCGAUGUUCGGAAGAAAAGAGAAGAAGAUAUUACCGUUUUUUCUCGGUGACAGAACCACGCACACACGAGAAGGGACACGAAUAUAAAGUCACCGCAAGGUUUGUCUCCAAGCGUCGUCCAGAGGACGUGAAGGAGGUGUUAGUGUGGAGGAGGUACAGUGAACUGAAGAAGCUAUAUGGAGAGCUGUCGUACACACACAGAAACCUGUUCAGGAGACAGGAGGAGUUCCCUUCGUUCCCUGGCGCUCAGCUCUUUGGUAGGUUUGAUGAAGGGGUGAUCGAGGAGAGGAGGAGUGCAGCUGAGGCCAUGCUCCUGUUCACCACCAAUAUCCCUGCUCUCUACAACAGCCCUCAGCUAAAGGACUUCUUUAGGGGUGGAGAGGUGAUCAGGCCAUUAGACCCCUCUCCUCUCUCCUCCUCCACCCCCCUCCUCCCCCCCUCAUCCCCUCCACAGCGGCAAGGCUCAGACUGUGAACCAGCGGCGGAGGAGGAGGGACCGAGGCCCUAUCCAACCCAGAAGUUGGGCCUUUCACUGGGCACGGAUCUAGUCGAGCCUGAGGUUGCAGCUGAGGCCUAUAGUGAGAUGGGGGGUUCUCCUACUCCAGUGGCAGUAACAACCUACAGCUGAGAGGAGGAAGAGUUAACGGACCUUCCUGAUAUACCCGGCGAUCUGAAGCUGGACGACAGAGUUCUUACUCCGUUCCAGCCCUGCGUCCUCAGGACAGACCAAUCACAGUCUCAGGAGGAGUUUGAUUCGCUGUUCGAUUCUGUGAUGCGGGAGGAGCCUACAGAGGAAGUACCGCCCCCUCCUCUCUCCGACAACGACCUCGCCAUCUUCGACCCCUGUGUUAAAGAAGGUCAGAGGUUACACACGCGCACGCGCGCGCACACACACACACACACACACACACACACUAUUACAAUCAAGUGCCACCACAGAUAUGUCACUUUUUAAAACCACUUUUUAUCCAGUUACAGGAAACGGCAACAUUACAGCAACAUGACACAAUAGGGACGGG